This is a messenger RNA of Physella acuta, 2159 nucleotides long. Its product is annotated as peroxisomal membrane protein PEX13. Gene Ontology annotation, molecular function: protein binding. Gene Ontology annotation, cellular component: peroxisome; peroxisomal membrane; peroxisomal importomer complex. NCBI's taxonomy places the organism in Eukaryota, Metazoa, Mollusca, Gastropoda, Physidae. Gene Ontology annotation, biological process: protein import into peroxisome matrix, docking. The record is from RefSeq and is a predicted model, not a curated record.
GUAUCUGGCAUUACUUCAUUCUAUAAACAACUUAAAAUGUCUGCUCCCUUGAAACCAUGGGAAAGACCUGGAAUAAAUUAUCAAAAUAAUUCUCAGUUUCCAGUUAAUAAUAUGUCAUCGUUGCCUCUUAUACAGGAUCAAGUUAGUGCUGCAGCUAGUAAUUCAACAGCUUCGCUUUCCUCGUCUAUGCCACCUCAAGUUCCCCCUCGGCCAUCACAACAGUCAGCAUUAAACAACAGAUAUAAUCCUGGGCUUGGAUAUAGCUCGUUAGGAGGUUACAGUGGAUAUGGUGGAUACUCAAAUACAUUUGGUUAUGGGGGAUACGGAGGCAUGUACAGCAGUCCAUAUUCAGGAGGUUAUGGAGGUUAUGGAUACAAUAGAUUGGGAGAUGUGAGGAGUAAUUUUGCUUUACAAGCUGAAGAAAGUUCCCGGCCAGCUUUUGAAUCAAUAGAGUCCAUUGUGCAAGCUGUAAACUCUGUUGGCAUGAUGUUGGAUUCAACUUUCCAAGCAGUGUAUAAUUCAUUUCGAGCGGUCAUUGGUGUUGCAGAUAAUUUUACACGACUCAAGUCACAGUUAAUACAUGUAUUUUCUGCUCUUGCAUUUAUUCGCACACUUCGGUACAUCUUUAGAAAAGUUUUAGAGUUUCUACACUUGCGCCCAAAAGGUGAGGCUGACACAUUGUGGAAACGUGCGUUUGAAGAAGCAGCAGCAGUAGCAGCAGCAUGCCCUGAUGGUGGUCCAAGAAAAAGUUCAUGGCCUAUACUUUUGUUUUUUGGAAUGAUCAUGGGAGGCCCGUAUUUAAUCUGGAAAGUUAUAUCUGCCUUUUCAAGUGAAAAACAGGAAAAUGGAUGGGCUAAAGAAGAAGAUGAUCAUUUUUUAGCCAGAGCAAAUUUUUCCUUUCAAGGCCAAGGCAAGGAUGAAUUAUCUUUUUCUGCAGGACAAAAGAUUGUAAUAGCACCAAAAGAGCUACAACCCCAUGUUCGAGGAUGGAUGCUGGCUUCUGUUGAUGGGAAAAGUGUUGGUAUGAUUCCAGCCAACUACGUCACAAUAUUGGGUAAAAGAAAAGGAACCAGACAGACAACUCCUAAUCAGCACAUCUCCAUUGCACAAGAUGGAACUAAGCCCAUACACAAACAAGACAACACAUCUAGCAAAUCCAGUACAGAUUUGGAAUCUGCAUUCAGCUCAGAGAUAUUAGGUCAGACAUCCCAGGAAUCUUUCAGAGAACAGACUUUAUUUUCAUCUCAAGACACAAGCAGCCAGGAAGCUGCAGAUAUUCUAAACGAGAUAGAGAAAUGAGUUGCAAUACACACUUCAGUGCCUUGGGAUAACUGUGAUAUGAUAAUCAGCAACAAAUGAGGAAUGUUUUAAUUUUGACAUUAUUGUACUAAACUUUGUGGUUCAUUUGUCAUUAAUGACAUUCAACAUAAUUAUUGUGACAUUUUAAUUUUAAAAGAAAUUAUACUUUCUUUGUACAUAAACUAUUAACAUGAGCACAUUUGAAAAGAAAAAGAUAUGCAUUCUAUAAAAACUGAUGGUGGUACAAUUUUAGGUUAAAAAGACAUUAAAAUUUUACAUUGUAAUAUUUUAGAAACCUAAGGUGUUUGACAAUUUGUAUACCAUUAACUAUGUCUAGAAAUAUUUUACAUUUAAGAAAACAUUCAUGAUAUUAGAACACCAACUGGAAAUUUGUGCUGUUAAUGUGUAUUCACAAUCUAUAGAUGUUUCUGUUUUUAAUAUUUUUGCUUUUAGUCUUACAUUUCUCAGCCUGACUCAUUAUUACAACUUGAGUAUUAUAUUUUCCUAAAAUCUACCAUAUCACUCCUAGAUUUCUUGAGUCCACCCAACUCUGAUGUGUAUCUGAUAAGUUAGAGAAUAGCAGCUGGGCAUGGUGCUGACCACACCAUCCCUUUAUAUGCAGAGGUCAAGUAACAACUCUAUUGCCAAUAAUCAGUGAUUUAUAAACAGUGUUGAUCCAAUACUAUCUACAAUAUAUUGUACUUGCUAAGUAUGUCAGUCAGUCAUUGAAGCCUGUAGAAUCAUAUUGAAGAUUUAAAUGUCAUGGAUGGCUCAGUUGAGUUCGUUAAAGCUAAGAUUUUGUUGCACAAAUAACCUGAUAAAAGCAAAUAUUUACUUUUAAUAAAUUUGGAAUUUUAAUU